CCUUGUGUAGGCCACAGUCAUCAGCUUCACGCUUUGGUUUCACGUUGCUACAUGCUGUGACAUCUCUUGUCAGAGUAUUUUUUUGUUCUUAAAUAAUUGAGUUAACCUUAAUUAUACUUAAUACUUGUGUUUUCAUAUUCAUACUGAAACAUGAACGAUGAUUUGUCAAGUUAGCUGUAACGCCUGAUUCAGCUUGCUAACCUUGACUAAAUGCUUCAGUACUCUUACAUUGAUACGAAUAAUAUAGCGUUCUGAGUAUGAUGUUACGGAAUAUUUGUAAGUAUCCCAGACAGUUUGGUCAGGUCAUUUGGCCAUUUUCUAUUCCUCGAGAGCAGCAUGUGCAUUGUUUAUCAAAACACCUACAAAAGGCAAGAUAUUCCAGUGCCACAACAGAGAGAAAGAAGUUCUACGAGAAUGUCUCGAUAUCUCAAGGUGAAGGGGGUUUGUAUGAAAUAAUCCUUGACCAACGAAAGCUGAAGACUCCAGGUGGAAAGCUGUUCACAGUGCCCAAUGAAGCUCUUGCCAUAGCUGUUGCAACAGAGUGGGACAUUCAGAAGGAAUCACUGAAGUUUUACACCAUGCACUUAACCACCCUUUGCAACACAGCACUUGAUAACCCAAUGCAAAGGACGAAGAAACAAAUUAUCUCAGCUGCUCUAAAGUUUUUGGAGACUGACACAAUCUGUUUCAGAGUAGAAGAACCCCCAGGACUUGUAGAAGUUCAGAGAAAUGAAUGGGACCCUGUAAUGAACUGGAUAGAACAAAGGUACAAUGUAGUAAUUGGCACGUCCACCAGUAUACUGGGCCCUCAAAUCCCAGAGGAGACUAAGGAGACAUUUCGUCAACACCUAAAUUCCUAUAAUUUUUGGUCUCUGACAGGGCUUGAUUUUUUGAUCGCUCAGCUGAAAUCAUUGGUCUUGUCCUUUGGGCUGAUUGACAGACACCUAAGCGUGGAACAAACAGUUCUUCUGUCCAGACUUGAGGAAGAAUACCAGAUCCAGCAAUGGGGCAAUGUGGAAUGGGUCCAUGAUUAUGACAUGUAUGAGUUGCGAGCACGAACAGCUGCUGGUGCAAUGUUUGUGCAUCUGUCUUCUGAAAGCGCAGCUGUCAAGAGAAAAAUUUUACAUGAAUAAGG
Messenger RNA from Carassius carassius (crucian carp), 1135 nucleotides. Its product is annotated as ATP synthase mitochondrial F1 complex assembly factor 2-like. NCBI's taxonomy places the organism in Eukaryota, Metazoa, Chordata, Actinopteri, Cypriniformes, Cyprinidae. The transcript is spliced from 8 exons. Gene Ontology annotation, biological process: mitochondrial proton-transporting ATP synthase complex assembly. Gene Ontology annotation, cellular component: mitochondrion. Bases 258 to 1133 code for a protein of 291 amino acids. The record is from RefSeq and is a predicted model, not a curated record.